Molecule: messenger RNA, 1206 nt
Organism: Mycena citricolor
Lineage: Eukaryota; Fungi; Basidiomycota; Agaricomycetes; Agaricales; Mycenaceae
Source: the annotation of a GenBank genome assembly
AUGACCUCCCUAUUUUCCCUUUCUCCUCGCGCACUUCGCGACCUUUUGCUUGCCUUCUUUCGCCCAACGAACAUUGACGAUACCUCCCGUCCAGUGCAGCGACUACCUCCAGCCUACUCUCGCACACCUCGCUUACCCCUCGAACUCGUGCUAUGCAUUAUGGAAGACGCAUCUGACGGCGAAGGCUUCGAACAUGCCGCACUGCUCCGUCAGUGCGCGUUGGUAUGCCGGGACUGGUCACUCCCCGCUCAAAAGCUACUAUUCCGCACCGUGCAUCUGGUCACCGAGGACGCCUGUGCCUCCUUCCUCUCCGCAGUGCACCCGCGCACGGCAGCAGGCCGUGUGUUGGGCGAGUCUGUCACUCAGCUAAGGGUCGUGUUGGACUAUAAUCAACCCAAGGGUCUUUCCGAGACUUCCUUCGCGCACGCGGUUUGCGCGUGCCCGAAUCUUCUCAGCCUCGACCUCUCUGUCUACGGGUCGACAUUUCCAGGAAAGGAAUCUACCGGUGUUGCCGACGUGUUACGUGUGCGGCGCUCAUCACCUUCGUUCGAGGAGAAAACUCUCGAGUGCCUCAAGGCAGGACCUCGCAUUCGCGCAUUACAGCUUAGCAAUUGGUCCGAGAACCACGAGUCCGUCUUGCGACUCUUUGAAGUGUGGCCAGAGUUGAUCUCACUCGCUCUGAGCGGGUCCACGCCGACGGACGCACCGGGCUGCUGGCCGCCUUCUCAGCUGCGGGAGCUUCGCAUGAACUUCCAGGCUUCGCCUUCCAUCGAUUUUGUCCAGUGGCUUCUACAAGAUUCUGUCCUCGACGUGCUCGAGCUGACGCGCGACGUCUCCCCAGAGGUGAUGGACUUUCUGCUCGACACGCAGGGCCAGACACUACACUCAUUGGCACUGCCUGCCUGUUCGACUGCUGUGCAAGUGCAGACGGUGCAACGCUGCCCUGAUCUGCGUUCGUUGAGGACUGAUCAGCCGCGGGCAGCGGCAGUGCUCUUCAAACCUGGCUACUUCCCAUCUGGGCUGCGACGCAUCGCACUGGCACUGGAUCAUGACGGGACGUUUCUGCAACCGUUGCUCGAUGUUGUUCGAUUGAGAAGGGGGGAACUGCGGGCAUCACGCUCCGGAUGUGGAAUGGGGCUGAACGCAACCCGCACUUGUCGGCGCUCAAGCUGGUCUGCGCGUAUCAUGGCAUUGAGCUGGAGAUGA